GUCACAGAAGACAGUCGUGCUCCAGGAUGGACGUGGAUUGUGCGCGCUCCCGCGGUGUGGCGUCGCUCCGUGGUUAAAGCGGAUGUUUAUUUAUUUAUUUGUUUGUUUGUUUUCUUGUUUUUCCGCCUCAUCACUGCACCGUCUCCACCACGAACUCGAGCCGAUGCUCCGCGUCCUCACAGCGGCGUCUCCCCCCCCACCCCCCGCACAUGGACACUCACACACUGCGCAAACCUGCGUGGAUGUGACGCGCGUGAUUCGGUGAAAAACAAGAAGACGACGCUGAGGAAACUGAAGAAACUUUCCCUGCUGUGUCUGCGUGGAGCUUCAUCAUCAUCACCAGAUUCCUCAUGAAGGUUCACUGCAGCUGAGCUUCCUGCACUGGAGUUGGGAUUAAGAUCUGCGUGCACCGGGAUUUACCGGGAAUCACCGGGAUUUACCGGGAAUAAUCAUGUGGACGCCGACGGAAGACGAGAAGAUCGGAGUGGUGAUCUGCUGCUUCCGAGGUUCGGUGACUCAGGGUUUGGCUCUGGAGGUCGGAGAGACGGUUCAGAUUCUGGAGAAGUGUGAAGGAUGGUACAGAGGAUUUUCAACGAGGAAGCCAAACGUGAAGGGAGUUUUUCCCGCCGACUACGUUCACCUGAAGAAAGCCGUCGUCACCAAUCGAGGUCCUCAUGAGACGGUGGUUCCUCUUGAAGACCCCAUCGUCACCGAGGUGACGUCCACGCUGCAGGAAUGGGCGUUACUGUGGAAACAGCUCUACGUGAAGCACAAGGUCGAUCUGUUCUACAAGGUUCGUCAUGUGAUGAUGGAACUGAUCGACCUGAGGAGGCAGCUCCUGUCUGGUCACCUGACCCAGGACCAGAGCCGAGACGUCAAGAGACACAUCACUGUCAGACUGGACUGGGGCAACGAACACCUCGGUCUGGAUUUGGUCCCAAGAAAAGAGUUUGAGAUGGUGGACGAGGACCAGAUAAGUGUCUCUGAUCUCUAUAAAAUGCAUCUGUCAAGCAGACACAGUGUCCAGCAGAGUACAACACAGAGCGACGGUACACGGCAGAGACACGGGGACCCGAGCCGAGUCCCGGUCCCACACCACCUACUGGUCAACCUGAAGAGCUUCACCUACAACAGCAUUGGAGAGGACACAGACAUUUUCUUCUCACUGUACGACCUGAGAGAGGGGAAGACUAUCAGUGAAAAGUUCAUGGUGAGACUGAACAAGAACGGAGGACCAAAGAAUCCAGAGAAGGUGGACAGACUGUGUGCACUGUUCACGGAUCUGAGCAACAAAGACAUGAAGAGAGAUCUUUACAUUGUGUCUCAGGUCAUCAGGACAGGUCGUAUGUUGCUGAACGACAGUAAGAAGGGUCCGCCUCACGUCCAGUACCGCCGGCCGUACGGCUGCGCAGUGCUGGCCAUGAGCGACGUCCUGCAGACCAUCUCUGAACUCAAGGAGGAGAAAGACUUUGUCCUCAAGGUUUACACGUGUAACAAUGAGAACGAAUGGUACCAGAUCCACGAGAACAUCAUCCGCAAGUCCAGCACCAAGUACACGGCUCCCACCACCAACUAUGGUCUGAUCAUCUCUCUGCAGCUGCUGCGCGGUGACAUGGAGCAGGUUCGCCGGGAGAACCCGCUCAUUUUCACCAGGGGCGUGGCCAUCACGCGCAAACUGGGGUUUCCAGACGUCAUCAUGCCCGGCGACAUCCGCAACGACCUGUACCUGACGCUGGAGCGAGGGGACUUUGAGAGAGGAGGGAAGAGCGUUCAGAAGAACAUCGAAGUCACCAUUUACGUGCUUUACGCCGAUGGAGAAAUUCUCAAGGAUUGUAUCAGUGUGGGUUCGGGGGAGCCCAGCGUACCCGAGCAUCGCUCCUUCGUUCUCUAUCACAACAACAGCCCACGGUGGAGUGAGGUCAUCAAACUGCCGAUUCCCAUCGACCGCUUCAGAGGCUCGCACAUACGCUUCGAGUUCAGACACUGCUCCACGAAGGACAAAGGAGAGAAGAAGCUGUUUGGGUUUUCCUUCACUCCUCUGAUGAGGGAGGACGGUACGACUCUUUCAGACGAGAGCCACGAACUCUACGUUUACAAGUGUGACGAGAACACCACCUUCAGUAACCACGCCCUCUACCUGGGCCUGCCCUGCUGUAAGGAGGACUUCAGCAGCUGCCCCAGUAUUCCCUCCAGCCUCGUCUUCCAGCGCAGCGCCAAGGAGUCCUUCUGGAUCUCCACACAGCUCUCGUCCACCAAGCUCACACAGAACGUCGACCUCCUGGCUCUGCUCAAGUGGAAAGCUCAUCCGGACCGGGUCAUGGACAUUCUGGGCCGACUGAGACACGUCAGUGGAGAAGAGAUUGUCAAGUUUCUCCAAGACAUUCUGGACACCUUGUUCUCCAUCUUGGACGACAACACGGAUAAAUAUGGACCACUGGUGUUCCAGUCACUGGUGUUCAUCAUAAAUCUGCUCAGAGACGGUAAAUAUUACCACUUCAGACCCGUCAUGGACACGUACAUACAGAAACACUUCGCUGGAGCUUUGGCCUACAAAGAGUUGAUCCGCUGUCUGAAGUGGUACAUGGAUCGCUCAGCUGAGGUGGUGAGACAGGAUCACAUACAGGAGGCCAUGAGGGCCCUGGAGUAUCUGUUUAAGUUCAUCGUGCAGUCCCGGGUCCUUUACUCUCGCGCCACCUGUGGUAUGGAGGAGGAACUGUUCCGCACCAGCAUCCAGGAACUCUUCCAGUCCAUCCGCUUUGUCCUCAGCCUGGACAGUCGCAACUCUGAGACACUCAUCUUCACACAGGCUGCCCUCUUGAACUCGUUCCCCGCCGUCUUCGACGAGCUGCUGCAGAUGUUCACGGUGCAGGAGGUGGCGGAGUUUGUGCGUGGCACGCUGGGCAGCAUGCCGUCCACCGUCCACAUCGGACAGUCCAUGGACGUGGUGAAGCUGCAGUCCAUCGCCCGCACGGUGGACAGCAGGCUCUUCUCGUUCCCAGAGUCUCGGCGGAUCCUCCUCCCUGUGGUUCUACAUCACAUCCAUCUUCACCUGAGGCAACAGAAAGAGCUGCUCAUCUGCUCUGGGAUUCUCAGCUCCAUAUUAUCUAUUAUCAAGACCAGCUCACUGGACACGUCGGUGCAGGAGGAGGUGGAGAUGAUGGUGGAGUCUCUGCUGGACGUCCUCCUGCAGACACUGCUGUCUAUCAUGAGCAAGAGCCAAUCGCAGGAGGCGGUAAGGGGUCAACGCUGUCCGCAGUGCACCGCGGAGAUCACUGGAGAGUACGUGUCCUGUCUCCUGUCCCUCCUCAGACAGAUGACGGACGUCCACUUCCAGCACCUGAUGGACAACUUUCAGAGCAAAGACGAGCUGAAGGAAUUCCUGCUGAAGAUUUUGUGCGUGUUCAGGAAUCUGAUGAAGCUCAGCAUUUUUCCUCGUGACUGGAACGUCAUGAGACUCCUCACCAGCAACAUCAUCCUCACCACAGCUCAGUAUCUGUCUCCUGCUCUUCACAAGAACUUCACUGAGGCUGAGUUUGACUUUAAGGUGUGGAACUCGUACUUCAGUCUGGCUGUCCUCUACAUCAACCAGCCCAGUCUACAGCUGGAAAACCUGAGUUCUGCAAAGAGGAAGAAGGCUCUGGACAAGUACGGUGACAUGAGAGUGAUGAUGACCUACGAACUCUUCAGCAUGUGGCAGAACCUGGGGGAGAAUAAGAUCCACUUCAUUCCUGGGAUGAUCGGCCCGUUCCUGGGAGUGACGCUGGUUCCUCAGGUGGAGGUGAGAAACGUCAUGAUUCCCAUCUUCCACGACAUGAUGGACUGGGAACAGCGCAAGAACGGGAAUUUCAAACAGGUGGAGGCUGAACUGAUCGAUAAACUGGACAGUUUGGUGUCUGAAGGCAAAGGUGAUGAGAACUACAGAGAGCUCUUCAGUCUGCUAACCCAGCUGUUUGGGCCUUACCCCAGUCUGCUGGAGAAGAUUGAGCAGGAGACGUGGAGGGAGACAGGAGUGUCCUUCGUUACCUCGGUAACACGGCUGAUGGAGCGACUGCUGGACUACCGUGACUGCAUGAAAGGAGACGAGACGGAGAACAAGAAGAUCGGCUGCACCGUCAACCUCCUGAACUUCUACAAGUCCGAGAUCAACAAGGAGGAGAUGUACAUCCGCUACAUCCACAAGCUGUGUGACAUGCAUCUACAGGCGGAGAACUACACCGAGGCUGCGUUCACUCUGCUCUUGUACUGGGAGCUGCUGCACUGGGACGAGCGGCCGCUCAAAGAGUUCCUUCACUAUCCUGCUCAGAGUGAGUGGCAUCGCAAAGAGGGGCUCUGUCGAAAGGUCAUCCACUACUUCAACAAGGGAAAGUGUUGGGAGUAUGGUAUUCCCCUUUGCAGGGAGCUGGCCUUCCAGUAUGAGUCUCUGUACGACUACCAGAGUCUGAGCUGGAUACGGAAAAUGGAGGCAGCAUAUUAUGACAACAUCAUGGAGCAGCAGCGUCUGGAGCCAGAGUUCUUCAGGGUGGGAUUUUACGGCAGGAAGUUUCCCUUCUUCCUCAGAAACAAGGAGUUUGUGUGUCGCGGCCAUGACUACGAGAGGUUAGAGGCCUUCCAGCAAAGGAUGCUGGGAGAAUUCCCACAAGCCAUUGCGAUGCAGCACCCCAAUCAGCCGGACGAGGCCAUUCUGCAGUGUGACGCGCAGUAUCUCCAGAUCUACGCAGUGACCCCGGUGCCAGACGGCGUCAGCGUGCUCCAGAUGGACAGAGUACCGGACCGCAUCAAGAGCUUCUACCGGGUCAACAACGUCCGCCGCUUCCGCUACGACCGGCCGUUCCACAAAGGACCCAAAGACCGAGACAAUGAGUUCAAGAGUCUGUGGAUUGAGAGGACCACACUGAUCCUCACUCACCCUCUGCCCGGCAUCUCUCGCUGGUUUGAGGUGGAGAAGCGAGAGCUGGUGGAGGUGAGUCCGUUGGAAAACGCCGUGUCUGUGGUGGAGAACAAGAACCAGGAGCUGCGGACGCUGAUCAGUCAGUACCAGCACAAGCAGCUGCACGGCAACAUCAACCUGCUCAGCAUGACGCUGAACGGCGUCAUUGACGCCGCCGUCAAUGGAGGCAUCGCCAGAUACCAAGAGGCUUUCUUUGAUAAAGACUACAUCAACAGUCAUCCUGAAGACACAGAGAAGAUCACACAACUCAAAGAUCUGAUGCAGGAGCAGGUUCACAUCCUCGGGGUCGGCCUGGCGGUACACGAGAAGCUGGUGCACCCGGAAAUGCGCCCCCUGCACAAAAAGCUGAUCGAUCAGUUCCAGAUGAUGAGGAGCAGCCUCUUCCACGGUUUGCCUGGUUUAGACAGAACCGGCUCAGGAGCCAACACUCCCAGAGGGAUCCUGGCGUCUCACACGCCCAUGAGCCCCGAGAGCUUCAAACUCAUGCACCGACACAGCCCGAUAGCUGUUUUGACUCCAGUGCGAAACUCCUCCUCUCUCUCCUCGCACAACUCCAGUGAGAUGGGGAACGUUGGGAAUCUGCUGAUCCUGGCUGACGGCGUGGUGGUGGAGCAUCCUGAAGACUUCUACCGCAUGCAGCCAAGCCCCUCCUCCUCCAGCCUGAGCUCCACCCACUCUGCACCCUCUCAGAUGAUAAACUCCGCCCCGUCGACAAUCAGAGUGGGUUCUCCUUCUCUACCAGACAAAUACAGACACAACAGAGAAAUGUUGAUGCUGCUGCCGCCGCACAGAGACCGACCGAGCAGCGCCAUGUACUCCAACAUCACAGACAACGGACAGCAGAUGAACUUCCAGAGAGCUUUGUUCCAUCAGGUGAUCGGUCCAUGUAAACCCUGCAGUGAUCCAAACCUGUCUGUGGCUGAAAAAGUCCUGACCACUCCCAGUAGUUGGAGUUUGGACAGUGGAACCAGAGAAGCUCUUCCCUUCCUCUCUGCUCACGUUGCCAGUGUCACAGCGCCUCCUGUUCCCCCGCGCAACCUGCCUCAUGUCACUCCUGCUGUGUCCCCCCCUGUAGGCCAACACCCGCCGAUGCACUUUGACGCUUUCCACCAGCAGGUCAGCGACCUCCCUCCAGCUCUCCCAGCGCGCUCCUUAAGAAAGUCUCCCCUUCACCCUAUACCUGCCUCGCCCACCAGUCCUCAGUCCAUCCUGGAUGGCAGUAACUCCACGUUAUCGGGCAGCGCCAGCUCUGGAGUCUCCUCCCUCAGCGAGAGUAACUUCGGUGGCCCGGCCUCCUCCUCUGACCCUCCAGCCAGUCGCACGGACACCCUGGAGUCCGCCCCCAGCAGCCAGGCCUGGACCACCGACCAGGAGGACCUGGACUCGCCCUACCAGCCCGUCAGGUACAGCGCCUCCGAGCCCGAGGUCCUGGACGGAACCAAACCCCCUGCCUGUCGCAGCCAGUCCGCCCCGGGAGGAGUCACUCCGGGUUCAGCCUCCACCCCACUGCAGCAGCAGCAGCAGCAGGAUGGCUUGCCGCACCCUCUCCACCUCUACUACCACCACCACCACUUCCUCCCGCACUACCUCCCCCACCACCCGCCUCUCUACCAACUCCACGAGCCGCCCCCAGCCCUGCCCCCCAAGCCCUACCUCAGAGAGGGGUGUAUCCCUGAAGAGGACGCCCUCAACUCCCAGUCUCCGCCUCCGCCGCCUGCACCGCGACCCAUGCCGCGGAAAAUCUCCCAGCCCAUCAUCACGGCCACCAAGGACGAGCAGGCCAAGGUGGCGUGGGAGCACGGCAUCGGAGAGGAGUGAGACGUCGACAGAGGAUCUGUGUAAAAAACAAACCUCUUUUCGGAGGAGACAUGGAAAUGUGAGAGAGGAAGAGACUCCGCCCACUCGUCCUGCUCCGAUAACCAAACACUGAUGAGGUAAAAGCUUGAAGGUUAAAAAUGACGCGUUUACAACUCAACGUCGCUGGAUUUGUUCAGAUUAUUAGCGCUAAUCCAAUCCAGACUCAUCGUGAUUCGUCGGUCAAACUUUUUUGUUUUUUUUUUGUCAUUGAUUUGCAUCAAUUAAUGUUCAUUUUAAUCGCACUGAUAUCUAAUGACGGUCCAACGACUUUAAGGCACUUUAAGAGAAACAUUAUUGUAUUACUGUUAUUUUUUCUAAUGUGACGAAAUCAAGGCAAAGACGGAUGAUGUCACGUGACGAGAAAUCAUAAUAACAAAUGUGGAAAAACAGAGUGAGGCUUAAAGCUGCUGUCAGUGACUUAGCUAACGUGCCGCUGGAGGCGGGGCAUUUAUUCACCGACAAACAAUCACAUGAGGGAUGGAUGUUGUAAAAAGAGUUGAUGAUGACAUUGUUUUCUUUUGUCGCAUAAAUUACAAGAAAAAGUUGUAUUUUAAAUUCAAAAUGGCCGACUUCCUGUUGGGUCAGGCUCAGUCUUUUGUGUCACGUAUGACGUUUCAAGCGCAUCGGUCAAUGUCACAGUUAUAGGGCACUUCCUGUUUGUUGGCAAAUAGUCGCCAAAAUUCCAAUGGUUGCCGUGGCCACGCCCUUUUGAAUCCGCAAGAUUUUUUGAUAACUUUUCACCUUUGAUGUGUCUAGUACAGUUUGACACGUGUUGGUACGAUAAACGCGCUCAGACGAGUUCAUUCAUUUACGAAAACGUGCAAUUCGCAAAGAUGAACGCCAAAUUCAAAAUGGCCGACUUCCUGUUGCACUGAGGCCAUGGUCCCAAUAGAUUUUUUGUUUGUCGUGGGCCAUGAAAUGUUUCCACCAAGUUUAAUAGAAUUUGGUGCAAAUUAGUUUCGGCUUUGUCCUACUUUGUUUCACAUUUUUGCACCACAUUUACCCAUUUCUCUUAUUUUUUUAAAUGUUCCGCCUGUUCUGAUUUGUGACGUUUAAAACGUCAAAAACGCGAUCGUUUAGAGAGAAAAUAAAAAGAAUUCCAUGAAUUCCAAUAGGUAUGGUCCCUAAUUAGAGACGGCGCUAACACCCUGGAUUCUUGAUUAAGUGACCACACUUCAACAUCGCAUUUGUGAGGAGUAGCAGAAACGUUAGCUUUGCUAAAGUAUUUGUACGAGUUUCUACAUUGUUACACGCGAAGUCAUUAAAUUUAGCAAAGUGAGUCCAACUCCUUCAAGCAUAACGCGGUGCAGCACGACAAAUCUUCACCAGACUUUGGAGGCAAUUUUUGUCGCCAUUGACGAACAGUAUCGAUUUAGUCCCGGUUCUAGAUUACCUGUUCUGUCCCACAAGGGAACCGCCUCUUUGUGGAGUUCUUGCGAAAAAUGUCUCUGUGUCACUGAGGUAAAUCUGAAUGAAGAGUUUCAUACACACAAUUUUACAAAAUAACAAAAAAAUUUCGGGGACUGUUUUUACGAGAUUUUUGCAAAAUAGAGCAGAAACAUCAUGUAGGACACACCCACUCCAUCGCAGGGAAUCACCCAGAACCUUUUUUUUUUCAUCCGACUCAUUUGAUCCAAAUCUAAACCAGGUAGCUGUGCUGUGUGAAAAGUUUGGAUGAAAAAAGUCCCGCUCUACGUUUUCCGCUGAGUUUUAAUAUCGCAUAUUUUAACGCAAGAAACAUCACUGACUGCAGCUUUAAAUAAUUCAGGAGUUAUCCAGAGCUGAAAGAUUUCUAUUUAUUUAUUUUCCAACUGAAGAAUCAAGAUAAAUGUAUAAUAACUAUAAACACAUAUAUAUAUAUAUAUACAUAUAUGUGUAUAUAUAUACACACACAUAUAUAUAUAUAUAUAUAUGUGUGUAUAUAUACACACACACAUAUAUAUAUAUGUAUAUAAAAAGGUGAAGCCUGUGGGGGAAUAUGCAAGUGAAAUGGCUUAACUGAACAAAUGUGAAGAUCAACACAGUAUUUGUUUACGAUAAACACUGUCGCGUGUUUCUGUCGUAGAAUUAAAAAAUUCUCGCUCAUUGUGUUUGUUUUUCACGAUUUUUUUUUUACCUGUUGCAAAGCUUGUGAAUUUGAUUCCUGCCUCAGUAAAUAAUAAUAAUAAUAAUAAUGAUAAUAAUGCAUUAUAACUUGUUUAUUACUGUAGAUUUGUAGACAGUGAUAAGUUAAUAACAGGUACGUUAAAGUGCACAGUGUUUGCAGACUUAACAAAAAGCUCACCAAAUAAGAUGUCAGAACACAUGUCAUCUGUACGAUAUCUUAAGAAAUAUGUUUGCUCUUAUAUCGCACUGUUAGACAGACUUUUACAUUUGGAAAUGAAGUUUGGAAACCACUCACUCUCCCACACCAAAGUCCAUAGACUCUCGGGGACGCAGGAGCUGCUGGUCUUCUGCUGCCUCGAGUGUCACUCAGGUAAAUCUGAACGAAGAAUUUCAUACACAGAAUUUUACAAUAUAAAUUCUUUUGUCAUGUUAUUGGAUUUUUUUCAUGUCUGUUUUUACGAGAUUUUUUUUUCAGGUCUGUUUUUAUGAGAAUGUUUUUCCGGGUCCAAAAAAAAAUCUCAUAAAAACAACCUUUUUAAAAAUUAUUGUAGGUGAAUGCAAUACGCUUCCAUACGCUUUCACACCAAAUUCCAUAGAAAAAAAUCAGCAAUUUUAGCUCUCUGGGACACAAGAGCUGCUGGUCUACUGCUGCCUCGUGUGGUCAGUUUGUGUCCCUGAGGUGUGUUGUGUGCUGUGACGUUAAAACCUCUGAUUUUCUCUAUGGGGUUUGGUGCAGGGUUGACAAACUUUACUUUCCACUCCAAAAAAGGUUGUUUUAACGGUGAGAAAAGUUCCAAACACACAUUCUUAAGACAUGAUAGACGUAAACUGAUGAUUUUAGGAUAAAAUCUGAAGGUUUUUUUUUUUACAGCCAUGUUUUCACUGAGAACCAGCGACCAUGUCUGAAACUGGUUUGUCAAAAAAACAUUUUUAAAACCAUGAAAAAACCGAGAGUGAGUUUAUAAAAAAGAUGAUUUCCGUUAUAACUUGUAUGUUUAAAUGCUGCAUCAGAUUUUUAUAAAAGUAGCUGAUAUUUCGUGUAUUUAUACGCAUCCUAAACACGUUUGAAUUUUUGUUCUUUUUGCCGUAAAAACAACAGCAAACAAACAAACGCAUUCACUUACUUUUCUCUAACUCUUCAGAUUAUUUCAGGGCAGCUGAGGAAAAGUGUGUGAAAAUCCAGACCGUUGGUUGGUUACUAUGACAACAUUCCUUUGUACAACAAUGUACAGACAAAUCUUUAUUGUGUUAGCAUGUUCAUAAGCUGUGACGUUCACGAUGGUAGAUGUAAAUACUCACGUUUUUCUUUUUGUUUGUUUUUCCUACUCACUAACUGCUGUGUUGUGGAUUAUUGACCGAUAUUAAACCAUGUUUUAUUGACUCA
This is a messenger RNA of Solea solea (common sole), 10295 nucleotides long. Its product is annotated as dedicator of cytokinesis protein 3-like. Lineage: Eukaryota; Metazoa; Chordata; Actinopteri; Pleuronectiformes; Soleidae. Gene Ontology annotation, cellular component: plasma membrane; cytoplasm. Gene Ontology annotation, molecular function: guanyl-nucleotide exchange factor activity; small GTPase binding. Gene Ontology annotation, biological process: small GTPase-mediated signal transduction. The record is from RefSeq and is a predicted model, not a curated record.